UCUCUCUCUCUCUCUCUCUCUCUCUCUCUCUCUCUCGCAAGAUGAUGCCUCCUGGUGGUGAACAUGAAGCUAGCAUUGCUAUGACGGCCGGUCCGGUUAACGUCAUGCUUUCAAACCGGUGCGAGGCCAUGCCGGUUCCAGCCGACCGGUCUAGCUCCCCUAGUCAUGUAAUCCCUUGUCCCGACCAUGAAAGCUCCGGUCCGCAUCAGAAUGAGCAAUCAAGAAAAUAUUCUAUUCUUUGCCGAUCUCUGUGCCCUCUGAUUCUCAACUUCGAGGACUUGACGUAUAGCAUCAAUUUGCAAACCGGGAAAGCGAGCUACUGGUUCUGCUCACAAGAAUCGAAACCGACCCGGUUAAUCCUCAACGGUGUAACCGGUUUAGUCAAACCGGGCGAGCUACUCGCAAUGCUAGGCCCGUCAGGAAGCGGCAAGACCACGCUCUUAACGGCGUUAGCUGGUCGUUUAAACGGCAAACUCUCCGGUUCCGUCACAUAUAACGGACACCCCUUUUCAAGCUCCGUCAAACGUAAAAUCGGAUUCGUCACCCAAGACGACGUCCUCUACCCUCACUUAACAGUAACGGAGACGUUAACUUUCACGGCUUUGCUCCGUUUACCGAAAGAACUAACCCGAUUAGAGAAAACCGAACACGUGGAGUCGGUUAUCUCGGAUCUCGGGCUAAACCGGUGCAUCAAUAGUAUAAUUGGAGGCGGUUUGAUUCGGGGGAUUUCGGGUGGGGAGAGAAAACGGGUCAGUAUCGGGCAAGAGAUGCUCGUGAACCCGAGCUUGCUUCUCCUCGACGAGCCAACGUCGGGGCUAGACUCGACCGCGGCGGCGCGUGUGAUAGCCACCGCGCGUGGAUUGGCGCGUGGAGGGCGUACGGUGGUCGCGACCAUUCACCAGCCAUCGAGCCGGCUUUAUAGGAUGUUCGACAAGGUUCUUGUCUUGUCCGAUGGAUCGCCGAUCUACAGUGGGGAUUCGGGUCGGGUAAUGGAGUAUUUCGGGUUCAUCGGGUUCCAACCCGGUUCGAGUUUCGUAAACCCAGCCGAUUUCGUUCUUGAUCUUGCUAACGGCAUAACUCCGGACACGAAACAAUAUGAUCAAGCUGAACUGCAUGGAAGAUUGGACCGUCACGAAGAACAAAAUUCAGUGAAACAAAUGUUAAUGUCUUCCUACAGAAAGAACUUAUAUCCAUUGUUGAAAGAAGAAAUAUCCCGAACAUUACCCCAACACCAAGCCGUCUCCGGUUCAAGAACAAAAUCACCGACAAGAACAAAGGAGAUUAAGUGGUCGGCCAGUUGGUGGAUGCAAUUCUACGUUCUCCUGAACCGAGGCUUGAAGGAGAGAAGGCAUGAAUCCUUCUCAGGACUUAGAAUAUUACAGGUGAUGUCGGUUUCGAUUCUCUCCGGCCUCUUGUGGUGGCAUUCCCGAGUUUCGCAUUUACAAGAUCAGGUGGGUUUGCUCUUCUUCUUCUCGAUAUUCUGGGGAUUCUUCCCGCUAUUCAACGCCAUUUUCACGUUCCCUCAAGAACGUCCGAUGCUCCUAAAAGAACGAUCCUCGGGAAUGUACAAACUCUCGUCCUAUUUCGUGGCAAGAACAGUCGGCGACUUACCCAUGGAACUCAUCCUUCCGACUGUUUUCAUCACGGUCACAUAUUGGAUGAGUGGGCUCAAGCCUUCACUGACUACAUUCCUUCUGACCCUUCUCAUCGUUCUCUACAAUGUAUUGGUGGCUCAGGGCGUGGGGCUAGCCAUGGGAGCGAUCUUGAUGGACGUGAAACAGGCCACGACGCUGUCUUCAGUGACAAUGCUCGUGUUCUUAUUAGCAGGUGGAUACUACAUUCAACACAUACCGGCUUUCAUCGCUUGGUUGAAGUACAUUUCGUUCAGCCAUUACUGCUAUAAGCUCCUUGUCGGGGUUCAGUACACAGGGAAUGAGGUGUAUGAAUGUGGAUUAGGGUUACAUUGUAGGGUUAUGGAUUACGAAGGGAUUAGGAAUUUGAUGACUGGGGAUAAUAUGAUGUGGGAUGUGGUUGCUCUUGGGAUUAUGCUGGUGGGUUAUAGGGUUCUUGCUUAUUUAGCUCUAAGGAAUUUGUGACAGUUCCAUAUUUGACUCUUUACCGCCGAAAUUAAGCCUAAUUAAGUGUAUAAUAAGCUAUUUUCAUCGAAUUUGAAAAGGUUAAUAUUUGA
This is a messenger RNA of Tarenaya hassleriana, 2188 nucleotides long. RefSeq names its product ABC transporter G family member 21-like. The record is from RefSeq and is a predicted model, not a curated record. Lineage: Eukaryota; Viridiplantae; Streptophyta; Magnoliopsida; Brassicales; Cleomaceae. Gene Ontology annotation, molecular function: ABC-type transporter activity; ATP hydrolysis activity; ATP binding. The transcript is spliced from 5 exons. Bases 42 to 2096 code for a protein of 684 amino acids. Gene Ontology annotation, cellular component: membrane.